Messenger RNA from Exophiala xenobiotica, 2709 nucleotides. RefSeq lists its product as uncharacterized. Lineage: Eukaryota; Fungi; Ascomycota; Eurotiomycetes; Chaetothyriales; Herpotrichiellaceae. Gene Ontology annotation, biological process: protein phosphorylation; mitotic DNA damage checkpoint signaling. Gene Ontology annotation, molecular function: protein serine/threonine kinase activity; protein binding; ATP binding. The record is from RefSeq and is a predicted model, not a curated record. Bases 273 to 2342 code for a protein of 689 amino acids. Gene Ontology annotation, cellular component: nucleus. The transcript has 3 exons.
CUCACCUCAGUCGAAACUGUCUUCCGGCUUGUCCACAUUAUCUCCUCGUCAUCCGGUCUCGAACUCGAAAAAGUGCUUCUAUCACCGUCCGCCGCUGGGAAUCGAACAUUUGAAGCCUCGGGCAGCCAGAUCUCGCAGUCUUCGUCGAGUUGCGUUUGUUACCACUUGUUCCGCCCAAAUAACGUAUCUUGCGGAGAGCAUUCCGAACCACAGCACGUGCAAAGGAGAACCAAUCGAGCUUUUGUGGUACAUUGGGCACCGAGCAGUGUCUUAUGGGUCCUAGGAAGGAGAAGAGCAGCCUGAAGCGCAACCGGCAUAGUACCGGUGACGACCAAGAAAUAAAGAAGCCCCGACGAUCCCAGAGGAUAUCCUCGCAAACCCAGAAAGAUGUAAAGCAGCAUACUCCUAUUAAAAAUCAAUACCUCCCUUCGCCCUUAACGAACCACGAGUCCACCGCAACCGAGUUAGUCAAGGAGCAGACAGCAACCCCUCCAGAAGGUCGUCCCAGCCAGAUUCGCCAUGUCACUCCAUUGUCCUCACCUCAAUUGCAUGCCCUAUCUUCACCUCCUCAAGACACACAGCCACUGUCACAGUUUGUCUAUCCACCAAGAGAUGUCGAGCUUGAUUUAGAUGAUGACGAUGGCACCUGGGGUUAUCUGUUCCCUCUGACUGGAGUUGGGAAACGACUUUCCUUGAAGAAAAGAGCUUUUUGUCCUGCUCCAACAGAACCCCUCGAGAUAAGUCGGUCGACCGUCAAGAACGUAAAGCGCGGGAAGGAUCAGCUCAAAGAAGAUGAGGAAGAUUAUGAGGCAGACAAACAGGUGGUCGGCUUUCCGGCUGGUGGUUAUCUUGUCGGACGACAUCCUGAAUGCGACAUGGUCAUUGAUAUUCCGACCGUAUCAAACCGACAUUUCUUGGUAUUCAAUGAGAGCAGACUUGGUGACACCAUCGCUGUACUCGAGGACUUAUCCAGUAACGGAACGUUUGUGAACGAGGCGUUGCUUGGCCGCAACAAGAGACGAGAACUUGAGGACGGAGACGAAAUCACUAUCCUCGAUGAAGCCAGAUUCGUCUUUCGAUAUCCGAAAAAUCGAGACUCGAGUGCUUUCAACUCCCGAUACCGAAUUCUGCAACAAUUGGGUAAGGGUCAUUUUGCGACAGUCUACCUAUGCGUGGAGCGGUGCACUGGCUUCAAAUAUGCUGUCAAGAAGUUUGAGAGACGGAUGGGCGAGUCCCAGAAAUCCCAAACGGAAGGGUUGCAGCAAGAGAUAGCUCUGUUGAUGAGCGUUAGCCAUCCUAACGUGCUUUGUUUGAAGGAGACCUUUGAUGAGCUAGAUGGUGUCUAUCUUGUUUUGGAGCUCGCUGCCGAAGGCGAGCUGUUCAAUCUAAUUGUGUCGAAGCAAAGAUUGACCGAGGCCGAGACUCGAAAGAUUUUUGUGCAAUUGUUCCAGGGUACCAAAUAUCUUCACGAGCGAAACAUUGUUCACCGAGACAUCAAGCCCGAGAAUAUCCUACUAACUGACAAGAACUUGUCAGUCAAGUUGGCUGAUUUUGGUUUGGCCAAGAUCAUUGGCGAGGAGUCGUUUACGACCACAUUGUGUGGAACACCAAGCUAUGUCGCUCCGGAGAUCUUGGAGAACACACGCCAUCGGAAAUACACAAAAGCAGUCGACAUCUGGUCCCUCGGAGUGGUGCUAUACAUUUGUCUCUGCGGUUUCCCACCGUUCUCUGACGAACUCUAUUCGCGCGACAAUCCAUAUACUCUCGCUCAACAGAUUAAGAUGGGCCGCUUCGACUAUCCCUCUCCAUACUGGGAUUCCAUCGGCGAUCCUGCUCUUGACCUGAUCGACCGAAUGUUGACCGUGGAUGUGGCCAAGCGCCUUACCGUCGACGAAUGUCUCGAACACCCCUGGACCAGAAAUGCAGGCACCAUCAACCCGGCCGACUCGACCGAUGGACUGACCGGCGCCAUGCACGCGCUGGACUUCUCUAGGCGCAAGGUCCAGCGCGAACGAACACUACUGUCAGACAUCAACGACAUCAAAGUGAACAAGGUUGUCCCCGUCGAUAGCCAGCAAAUGCCCGGGAAGGACGGGGGCGACACGGCCCGCGUCAAAGUCUGGCAGAAGAACCCAAACGGCAAGAUUGUCAGGACGCCAAAGAACAAAUCCAAGGGAACAGGAACAGCCACCGCGAAGAAGGAGGAGGAUCCGGCUGCGAAUAGGCAGCAGGACGAAUUCAUGGGUAUGGGUGGCAAGGGAGACAUGCAGUUGUUCGGGGAUGAUAUAUCGUCGCGGUACCUUCCUGAGGAGGUCCCUGAUACGCAGAAGUCGCAAAAGUGAAACCCCGUCAUGAUAUACUCAUGGUUACUCAAGGUAAAGCCUGAAGGAGGCUCACUCUUGAUGGGGCGAGGAUAUACGGACGGUCUCAUUGCAGGAUAUUGGAGAUUUGCGGCUUCCCACCCUCCAAGCAGGAGGGUAUUGAUUGGAUGAGGGUUGGGUUCAAAGUCGCUCUUCUUGCCAGAGAAGAGACGGUACAUGUCCGCGGAGCCUAUUCCUGGCGUAAGCGAUCAUCUUUAUGUUCUUGAGCCUUGCCUUGCCUGUAGGCUUCAAGGGUGGAUGUGGUGUUUAUCUCGCGGUUAAGAAGUAUGUACAAAAGCGCAUUGGAUUGGAAUAUAAAAAUACGAAAUGCAAUGGAAUUUUACUCGUG